Molecule: messenger RNA, 1653 nt
Organism: Amyelois transitella
Lineage: Eukaryota; Metazoa; Arthropoda; Insecta; Lepidoptera; Pyralidae
Product: facilitated trehalose transporter Tret1
Exons: 3
Coding region: 250-1620 (456 amino acids)
Biological process (GO): transmembrane transport
Cellular component (GO): membrane
Molecular function (GO): transmembrane transporter activity
Source: RefSeq, a predicted model, not a curated record
AUAUUUGGUCCGGCUUAUGUUGGUAACAGCUGGUUGAGGCUGGCAACACCGACGAUCACCUUCUUUGUUUAAAGGCGAUCUGUCGUGCAAUGUAAUGGCGAGCUCUCUGCUGCUUCGCCCGUUGGGAUGACGGCACGCUGUUGGGCGUGUCAUUGAUGCUACGGGACGAGGAACGUGUGGAAAUGUUGUGCUGCCGCCGCUUAUUUGAUAACGUUUAAGUGGCGUGUGGUGUGCGGGGUGCUGCUGACCAUGCUGGGGCAGGGCAUGAUGCUGGGCUUCCCCUCGUGUCUGCUGCCGGCGCUGCUGGAAGGCGACUCAGGGAUCAAAACCGAUUUGGAAACGGCGUCUUGGCUUGCAUCAUCGGUCGGGUUGUCUAGCGUCAUCGGCUUCUUGUCAUCUUCGUACCUCAUGGAGCCCUGCGGCAGACGCGCCGCGUUCGCGCUGGCCACGACCCCCGGCGCGCUGGGCUGGCUGCUCGUCUACUUCGCGGCAGACGUCCCCGCUCUGAUGCUCGGGAGGAUCCUCGGCGGGAUCUCCGGCGGCGCCACCGUCACUCUUGCAGCCAUAGUUUUAGGAGAAUACACCAGUCCAGAAAAUAGGGGAAUGUUCUUAAAUUUGAAAUCAGCGUUUGUAUGCGUUGGGAGCAUGGCUGUCCAUAUUCUUAACAAUUACUUUGAUUGGAGGAAUAUUGCAUUAAUUGCUUUAUUCCCUUUUGUUACAGCCUUUGGUGUAGUUUGCUCCUGGGAUGAAAGUCCGUCUUGGUUGGCCUCUAAGGGAUAUCUGGAAAAGAGCGAAGACGUUUUCUUUAACCUAAGAGGACGAACCGAAAGAACUUAUCAAGAAUUUACUGAUUUGCUGAAAUUGCAAAAAGAGCAGUUAGCAAAACAGAGUUGUUCAAAAUUUAAAAGCGUCGGGAAUUUUUGCAGUACAUUAACGAAAAAACAGUUUAUGAAACCAUUAUUAAUAGUCGUUGUUUCUAGUAUUUUGUCGGAAUUUAGCGGCAGACAUAUAUUUCCUGCUUACGCUUCUCAAAUAAUCGGAGAAAUAACUGGAGACAAAACACAGUCUUUCUACUACACGUUAUCAAUAGACGUAAUAAUAACAUCAAGUAUUACUUUUUCGUCAGUUUUAGUGAGAAUAAUGAAAAGGCGCAUAUUAUUACUUUCCACGGGAUUAUUAUCGUUCCUUGUUCUAAUUUCUGUCUGCGUCUAUUUACAUUUUACGCCAAAAGAUUCAGUAUCAAGCAACAAUACUUGGAUACCUUUGUGUUUGCUUGUAAUUUAUUUUAUAGUUGCAAAUUUAGCUUGUACACCUUUUCCGUACAUAAUAAUUGGAGAGAUAUUUCCACUAGUUCACAAAGGGAUUGGCGCAGCAGUCACUGGAAUAUUUUUAUCUUUACUUUUAAUGAUCGCUUUAAAAAUCACACCAUUCUUGUUGACAACUCUGAGUGUUGACGGAACUUUUUCUAUUUUCGCAGUAGUUAUAGGUAUUUGUCUGGUUGUGUUAUAUUUCAUUCUUCCGGAAACCAAAGACAAAACUUUGCCUGAAAUUGAGAAAAUGAAUAUCGAUGAUAUUGAAGGCCCUGGCUACAAAGCAGUUGAAAGAGAAAUCAUUAACUAAAUAUUGUAAAAUAAUAAAUUAGAUUUAAAAAUA